Molecule: messenger RNA, 942 nt
Organism: Ectocarpus siliculosus
Lineage: Eukaryota; Phaeophyceae; Ectocarpales; Ectocarpaceae
Source: the annotation of a GenBank genome assembly
AUGAGGACGAUCGUGUCGCGGUCUAUGCCCAGGGCGGGUGGAGGACACGAUGACCACCCUCACUUGGUGUUCGAGACGGCCAAGGAGCCCUUCACCAAGUUUAGCGCGGGCCUGAUCGUGGGUGGAGGUGUAUUCGCGGGUAUCGGAAUCGUGGUUGGUGCUAUCACGCACCAGAACUACAAGCACGGUUUUGGGGGGAAAAAGUAAUUGGGCUCCCGGAUACAGACCAAGGGGGGGGGCCCCGGCGCAAUUGUUGUUUGGGGGGGGGGGGGGGGGAUGCACACAUGAAGAGCAUGGGCAUGCUCAACCGCGGUGGUUCGAUAUCUUGGACCGAACGCACUGUUUUGAAGGCUAUGGUGCACGCCUGAACAUGUUGGCAGUCUUCAUGCAUACCAUGUUGACGCGGUUGUCAACAAGGAUGGCAAGGAUUUAUUUCAUUUUUUUGGCAUGGGAUCUUGGCGAUGUCUCACGUAAGGCGGCUGCGUUACAUCUAUGACUGCGUUACAUCUAUGACGAAAACCAACGUUGGGUUGAUAACGAAUGAUGAUAUGGUCAUCACGACCCCCAGUUGUAGUUUUGUCCCAGAGGAGCGUCCUGGAUACGUGAAACAAAUAUCGCUUAGUUGGUGGACAGGGGGUCAGCCUAAAAUCGGCCCGCAUUUGUAAGGCUCAGAGGGCCCCAAAUGUACCCCUCCCACGUUCCUUCAAAAAUACAUUCUUUUUUUUCAAAAGGUACAUCUGCCUUCGUGUGUGGGUUUGGGGCUGGCCGCGUAUGUUUGUUGCCAUGACGCUUGUCCCCGGUUGGUGAGCAAUUUAUCGUGAGGUGACGCGGGGAAUACCGUGCAGCUGCAGCAGCUGCAGCACUCGGUAGCCGUCCUCGAAUUCAGACGCGGUGGCGUUCUAGGGAAAAUCGCUCUGAUGGAGAAACCUACCUUGUUUUGAU